CAAUUCCAAAUACUAAAAAUCAGAGGUUACAACACAUGCUGAAGAGAAUUAAAGGAAUUUUAAUCCCUCCAAGAAUCAAAUAAAUUUUGAUUAGAUUAAUCCAAUCUAAGAUUAAAAAUUCAUUAAUGAUACUCAUUAGAUUGAACAUCCUACCUAAUUAAUCCGGGUUUGAUUUUUAUUUAAUCAUAAGGACCUGCUUUUACAAUUUAUUGUUAAUAAUUGUAGAAAAGGAACUUUUGAUUAUUAAAUCACAUUUAUUUUCAUUUCUAAACAAUUAGGUGAGCAUACUUGAAAAUUAUUCGAAAACAUAGACAAAGAUACAAAUUACGAUAACCAUCUUUGAUCCUUUUAGAGUUCAUCAAAGAUGUCAUCCAUGAAUAUUUGCCCAAUCAGAUGCUCCAAGUUAAGCAUCUCCUUAUUUCAAGCAGAGUUCUCUGGAGUUCAAUAGUAAACUAAAUAAAAUUUUACCAUUUUUGAGCUUCAUUGAGGAUUUUGUUAAUGAAAUAAACUUUAUCAUUUUUAGAACUCCUUAGAGGGAAUUUUUUACGCGCC
Paramecium octaurelia is the source of this 552-nucleotide messenger RNA. Lineage: Eukaryota; Ciliophora; Oligohymenophorea; Peniculida; Parameciidae. The record is from the annotation of a GenBank genome assembly.